GAGGGGGAGGUGCCUCUCCCCUGCUCCCAGCCGGCGCGAGGCAAAGGCGAGGCUGGCCCAGCCACAUCUGCGCGGACAGGAGCUGCCGGCCGGGUCGCCCGCCCCGCACGCUGCCUGCCGCCCCCCACCGGCGCGCACACGCCCAGCCGGUUGGCUCGCAGACACGCGCUCGCUCUGCCUCCCCGGCCGGCCGCCCGCCGCCGCCCCCGACUCCCCAAGGGUCCCGACUCCGGAAAGUGAGCCUCGGUUCUCCACCCGGCCUGGCAGCCCGGUCCGACCUCCUGCGCGCCCCAUGCCGUCCCUCCUGCUGCUCGGGACCCUCCUGCUCCUGGCCUCGACCGCCCGCCAGGCCGGGGCGCGCCCGUCCAACACCACAAGCGCCGAGCCCCCGGGCCCGCUGCCCGCCCUGCUGGCGCACCUGCGGCGCCUGACCGGGGCGCUGACGGGCGGCGGGGGCGCUGCGGGCCCGGGCGCCAACGGCACCAGGACCAGCACGGCGAGCGGGACCGGCGCGGCGGCGCGGGCGCCCCCUCCGGCCGAGCUCUGCCACGGCUACUACGAUGUCAUGGGACAGUACGACGCCACCUUCAACUGCAGCACCGGCUCCUACCGCUUCUGCUGCGGCACCUGCCAUUACCGCUUCUGCUGCGAGCACCGCCACAUGCGCCUGGCACAGGCGUCCUGCUCCAACUACGACACGCCGCGCUGGGCCACCACGCCGCCGCCGCUGGCCGGGGGCGUCGGGGGUGCCGGGGGUGCGGGCGGGGGGCCCGGGCCCGGCCAGGCCGGGUGGCUGGAAGGGGGCCGGGCGGGGGGCGCAGGGGGGCGCGGGGGCGAGGGCCCCGGGGGCAGCACGGCCUACGUGGUGUGCGGGGUCAUCAGCUUCGCCCUGGCCGUGGGCGUCGGCGCCAAAGUGGCCUUCAGCAAGGCGUCCCGUGCGCCCAGGGCGCACCGGGAGAUCAACGUGCCCAGGGCUCUGGUGGACAUUCUGAGGCAUCAGGCUGGGCCUGGGACCCGCCCGGACCGGGCACGAAGCAGCUCCUUGACCCCGGGGGUCGGGGGCCCCGACAGCAUGCCCCCGAGGACGCCCAAGACCCUCUACAACACCGUGAAGCCCUCCAAUCUCGAUAAUCUGCACCACAACUACCUGCACCUCAACGUCAACAGCCCCAAGCACCAUGCCGCCACGAUGGACUGGCGUGCCGCUCCGCCACCCAGCCCCUCCUUGCACUACUCCACGCUGUCCUGCUCUCGGUCCUUCCACAACCUCUCACAUCUGCCCCCGUCCUAUGAGGCCGCUGUGAAAUCUGAACUCAACCGCUACUCCUCCCUCAAGAGACUGGCCGAGAAGGAUCUGGAUGAGGCCUACCUGAAGCGCCGGCACCUGGGGGACAUGCCCCGCGGGACGCUGCCCCUGCACACUCUUCGGCGACCUGGCACGGGGGGCGGCUACCGCAUGGAUGCCUGGGGCGGCCCCGAGGAGCUGGGCCUGGCGCCCGCGCCCAACCCGCGGCGCGUCAUGUCCCAGGAGCACCUGCUGGGCGACGCGGGCCGCGCGCGCUACGAAUUCACCCUGCCGCGCGCGCGCCUGGUGUCGCAGGAGCACCUGCUCCUCUCGUCGCCCGAGGCCCUGCGCCAGAGCCGGGAGCACCUGCUGUCGCCCCCGCGCAGCCCCGCGCUGCCCCCCGAGCCCGCCGCCCGCGCGGGUCUGGCCGCGUCCCAUUCCAACUUGCUGCUGGGACCCGGGGGGCCCCCCACGCCGCUGCACGGGCUGCCCCCGCCGCCCGGCCUGCACCCGCACCACCACCACGGUCUGCACGGCUCGCCGCAGCCCGCCUGGCUGUCGGACGCCGGCGGGGGAGGGGGCACGCUGGCGCGCAGGCCGCCCUUCCAGCGCCAGGGCACGCUGGAGCAGUUGCAGUUCAUCCCCGGCCACCACCUGCCGCAGCACCUGCGCACCGCCAGCAAGAACGAGGUGACCGUCUGAGGCCAGGCCCGGGGGCUUGGGGGCUGCGGCCUCGCGGGGGCCCCCAUCCCAGCCCGGAUCCCUCAACACACUCCAGGGGCCUGGGACCCAGGAUCAGCCUGUGGCCAGGGGGCUGCCUCCGAGGACACUGCUUUGGAUGAAAUCGUCACCGGAGACAAAACCUCCUUCUGGGAUGUCACGGUAGAUAAGAUCCCUCCUCCUAUGUCACCGUUUGAGGCAAGGCCUCUUUCCCAUGACGUUAUCACAGAGGAAGAGCCCUGCCUGUGAGCUCAUCACUAGUGAAAAUGUCUGUGUUCUGUGAUGUCAUCACAGGGACAAAACCUCCUCCCCAUUAAUCCGUCACAGAAGAAUAGGCCCGCUCCUGAAGUCAACACUAGCGGCCAUGUCUAUGUUCCAUGAAGUCAUCACAGACUUUCUUCCUGGGAGGUCACAGCAGAGGCAAUGCCUUACCCUAUGACAUCAUCCCUAGAGACAAAGAUUCCUUCCUGUGAAUGUCAUUGCAGAGACAAGUCUCACCCUUAUGAUGUCAUCUCCGGCACCAAAAGGCCUCUUCUGACAUCAUCGCCAGGAAAAUAUUUUCUUCCAGAGAAGAUGCCUGUGUCUAUGAUGUUGUCGCUACAGACAAAGCCAUCUUCCUGGGACACAUCGCAAACAAAAUGCCUUGCCAACUGUGUCCUCGCUAUCGAUAGGACUGUCCACGACAUUGUCACAGGGACUCUGCCUCCUUCCUGUGAUGCCAUCUCCAGAGAAGGUGCCUUGCCCUAUGACAUUAUCAGAGGGACCGUGCCUCUUCCCGUGAUGUCAUCACCAGAGGUGACAACCUGCCCCUGGGGCACUCCAGGAUGAGGCCCCUUCUGUGGUAUCACCACUGGACUCUGCCUGCUCGGAGAUGAUGCUGUAAGACACCUGCACUGCUCCUGCCCUAUCAUGAGAAGGCAGGGCACGCCCAGAAUCCAUGACAACCCCCCCAGGGUCACCAGAGAAAGUGCCCUGAGCUGAGACAUCUGAGGGAUGUUGUUGCUGCAGAGGCAACGCCACCCGGAGAGAAUGGUCUGACUGCAGGUUGUUGGCAGCAGGCCCCCGCUGAGGUUCUGUCCCGGGAUUGUGAUGACAUCACCACGGACACUGCCUGCUCUGGAGGGCCAUCAUUUGUGAUGGUGUCACCCGAGUUUCUGCCUUGUCCUGCCAUGACUUCACUCGGUCACUCCUGUCCCUGACAGCAAGGACAUGCCCUGCAGGACUUCCACCAGACUCUCCCUCUAAAGGGUGGCUGGGCCUCAGACCCCAUCCCUGUGCAGUGAUGUCACCUCCUGUGUGACUCCUCAAGGAGGCCACUCUGGCCCACCAGCCUCCCAGAGUCGUGGGACUCACAGUGGCCCGAAAGCUGGCCUCGUCUCUUUCUGCCAUAACGAGAGACAUCAUUGCCUCUGUCAACAAACUCCUGGAUUUCUGUUGGGGGUGAGGUGGGAUGGGGUCGGUUGGGGUGUGCCCACUGUUGAUUUGGCUGAUGAUAUCGUCGGUGCCAUAAGACUUCCACCACUCGUGAUGGCAUUGCACCUGGGGUCAAAUGCUAACCAUGUCUGAUGAUGACAUCAUUUCCCAGGAUUCCCUAUGACCUACGGUGUCCAUCUCCCAGGAUCUACCACAACCAUUGUAUCAUCUCCUAGGACCCAUCAUGACAUGUUAUGUCAUUACCUUCCAGAAUCCUCAAUGGCUGAUGGUAGCAUCCUCUACCAGGAUCCACUAGCACUGAUGAUGCCACCAUUUCCCGUAGUCCCUGACAACUGUGGUGUCAUCACUUCCCAGGACCCAUGAAAGCCAAUGCUAUCAUCACCUCCCAGGAUCCAUUUCAACCAUGGGGUUAUCACCUCCUGGGAUCCAUGAGCGCUAAUGGAGUCAUCACCCCCCAGGAUCCAUUUCAACCGUGAUGUCAUAACCUCCCAGGACCGACUCCCACCGUGGUGUCAUCACCCCCCAGGACCCAUGAGAGCUAAUGGGGUCAUGACCCCCCAGGAUCCACUCCCACCGUGGUGUCAUCACCCCCCGGGACCCAUGAGAGCUAAUGGGGUCAUGACGCCCCAGGAUCCACUCCCACCGUGG
Messenger RNA from Neofelis nebulosa (Clouded leopard), 4087 nucleotides. It is a transcript of the gene SHISA7, whose product is annotated as shisa family member 7. The record is from RefSeq and is a predicted model, not a curated record. The coding region runs from base 293 to 1987 and encodes 564 amino acids. Gene Ontology annotation, cellular component: AMPA glutamate receptor complex; postsynaptic density; postsynaptic membrane. NCBI's taxonomy places the organism in Eukaryota, Metazoa, Chordata, Mammalia, Carnivora, Felidae. The transcript has 6 exons. Gene Ontology annotation, biological process: regulation of short-term neuronal synaptic plasticity; regulation of AMPA receptor activity.